Cannabis sativa is the source of this 1990-nucleotide messenger RNA. RefSeq lists its product as uncharacterized. The record is from RefSeq and is a predicted model, not a curated record. Bases 847 to 1242 code for a protein of 131 amino acids. Lineage: Eukaryota; Viridiplantae; Streptophyta; Magnoliopsida; Rosales; Cannabaceae. The transcript has 2 exons.
CGAUUCCUAUGCCAAGGUAUUUUAGUUUUUCAAUAGUUGUUUUUCGGUUUUUUUUAAGUUGUUUUAUACUAAUUUAAUUUGUAAUUUCAAUAUAGGAAAAAGGCAGUGACUCUUCCAAUGAUGAUGAUGGAGGUGGUGAUGAAGCAGAUUUUGAUUUAAAUGAAUCUGAAGAAACUGAUGAAAAUGAAGAAGAGAAUGUUAUGGGUGAUGAGGAAGGGGAGGGUAGUGAAGGUGAAGAGAAGGAUGGUCAAGCCGAUGAAGAUUCUGACUCAAAAGAAAAAAAUGAUAAUGGCAGUGAUGAUGAAUCCACUGAUAGUGAGGAGAAGGUAGAUAAGUAGACAAUGUAACUAGGUUUUAGUUACUUUGUGUGGUUUAUUUUGUUGUAAGUCCGUUUUAGGUAGUGCUCUUGUAAUUCUAUGUUAUUGUUAUGUCUCUUGUUAUGUUUUAUUUUUCAGAAAUUUGCAACUAUUUUCAGACUAUUUAUUUGUAUUUAUUAUGUUAUUUAUAUGGCUGUGUUUGUAGAUUAUGUUGUUCGCAAUUUAUUGUUGGUCUUCUUAUUUUACUUGUUGUUUUUAUUUUGUUAUGUAGUUUUUUUUUAGUUGUUGAAGUCUUUCACAAAAAAUAACUUCACUUUUUUCCAUUUUUCUUUUUCCUUUAUUUUUUGUAUCAAGAAUUUCGUUGAUUUCAAUGACGGCCCUACUCAAAUAGAUGUUGAGGCUACUGUUCAGUCCGGUGUAAAAGCAGUUGAGAUUAUGGUAAUGUUGCUUUUGUGUUGUUUUUUGGUUGUGUAAAGGUUGUUAUUUUUUAACCAUGCUCUAAUUCCUUUUUAAUACCAUAUAUAAACAGAUGUCUUCAGAUGGAAUUGGUGGUGAUCCUUGUAAACAGAUUUCAGUUUCUGAAAAUGUUGAGGUUACGGAUCGUCGUCUUGUUUGUUUUGAGAUGGGUGCAACAGGUCUCAAUGUUGAUUCUAACAUUGAACUUGAAGAUGACCCAAUUCCCGUUGAAGAAACUCCUCUUGUUGACAAGAGGAAAUCUAAGAAACCCAUAGCGCUGACGUCUCCGUUUAUGGAGUAUGACUCUUCCAUUUCUAGUUCUAAAGAUGGUUCUGGUUAUGGAGUUGUUAAGUAUGUGGCUGGGUUGUGUCCUCUUGAUGAUAAGAUUGGUGAAGAUGUAGAACAUAAAGACGAGAUUGAUUUUGACUUGUGGCUUGGUGAAGGACGUCGAUCGAAGAAAGAUCCGUAAGUGUUUAUUUUCAGCAUUUUUGUUGUGUUUUUGUAUUUUUUGUUUUUUACUUUACUAUUUAUGUUUCAUUUUUUUUUUAAAUGUUAGGCAUGAUAAGGAGAAGUUUUACUUGAAGGGUAAGGAUAAGAUUGUUCCCCCUUUUCGUUUUGGCGUGGAAGAUGUUGCAACCAAGAUGUGGUUCCACAAGCUUGCAUAUACUGGCCAAUGUUUGACUAAUUCUGUAAGUUAAAUUAUUUUUUCUUUUAUUUUUUUCAAAAAUUUCAGUCUGUAGUUUUAUUCAGGUUGUUUGUUGGUUGUUUUUUAGUUGUUGAAAUAUAAUUCAUUUUCUGAUUUUCGAACAUUUCUCAUUUUUUAUUGUUUAGCAUCUGGACAUCAUUUUUUACUAUCUACGUAAAAAAGGAAAGUAUGCAAAGGAGCCAAAGGUUAAGUUCACAACCACCGAUUGCUUAUUCUUCAAAACCAUUCAUGCUUUGUAUGAAAAAUUUAUUGCAUAGAAAAAAAAUCUUUCUUUGAUAACUGCCCAGCAUGCCAUUGCUGAUUAUAUAAGAGGUAGAAAAAUGUUAUGUGGUUCCCCUUGGCAUUUGUGCGAUCAUGUUUUCUUUAUCAUCCAUAUGGAGACUGAAUCACAUUGGAUUCUUGGUCGAUUGAAUAUUGAGGAAAGGCGUGUGUACAUGUACAACUCCUUGUCGACUGCUAUGAAAGAUAGUGCUGCUAUCAAAGCUUGUCAGCCAUUUGCGGUGUUGUUGCC